This is a messenger RNA of Purpureocillium takamizusanense, 1215 nucleotides long. RefSeq lists its product as uncharacterized. The record is from RefSeq and is a predicted model, not a curated record. Bases 1 to 1215 code for a protein of 404 amino acids. NCBI's taxonomy places the organism in Eukaryota, Fungi, Ascomycota, Sordariomycetes, Hypocreales, Ophiocordycipitaceae. Gene Ontology annotation, molecular function: aspartic-type endopeptidase activity. The transcript is spliced from 2 exons. Gene Ontology annotation, biological process: proteolysis.
AUGAGGACUCUUGCUCUGCUCGCUGCGCUGGCCGGCGUCAACGCUGCCCCGGGUUCCGGCCCCGGCUCCGGCCCCGGCUCCGGCUCCGGCGCCGUCAUCCGCACAACGCACAACCCCACCCACGUGCCCGACGGCCCGCGGGCGCUCGCCAGGGCCUACCUCAAGUACGGGCAGCCGCUCCCGGAGCCGCUCGCGGCGGCGCUCGGCGCGCUGGACAAGCGGGACACCGGCGGGACCGGGACCGGGACCGUGGUCGCGACGCCCGUCAAGUACGACGUCGAGUACGUGGCCGAGGUGCUCAUCGGCACGCCGCCGCAGAGGGUCGUCAUGAACAUCGACACGGGCUCGAGCGACUUUUGGGUGUUUAGCUCCGAGACGCCGCCCGAGAUCCUCCACGGCCAGGCCAUCUACAGCCCGGAAAAGAGCCGCUCCGCCGAGCGACUGGUCGGGGCCAACUGGUCGGUGACGUACAGCGACCACACGACGUCGUGGGGCAACGUCUGGAUCGACACGGUCAGCGUCGGCGGGCUGCGCGUCGCGGGCCAGGCGGUGGAGACGGCGCUCAACGCCAGCGACGUCUUCACGUCGGACCCGGCGUCGGGGCUGCUCGGGCUGGGCUUCAGCGACCACAACUCGGUCAGGCCCAAGCCGCAGCUCACGUUCAUGGACACGGCCAGGCCGCACCUGCGCGAGCCGCUCUUCACGGCCAACCUCAACUACCACGCGAACGGCACGUACCGGUUCGGCAAGAUUGCCAAGUGCGAGCACAAGGGCCCCGUCACGUACACGCCCGUCGUCGACACCAGCCGCGGGUGGUGGGUGUUCAACUCGUCGGGGUACGCCGUGGGCGACGGGCCGUUCAACCACACGACGACGACGGCCGUCGCCGACACGGGCACCACGCUGCUGCUGGUGCCGGUGGCGCAGGUGCACGCCUACUACGGCCGCGUCCCGGGCGCCGAGUUCAGGUGGGGUCCGUUUGGAUACGUCUUUGACUGCAACCUGACGCUGCCCGACUGGACGUACGGCAUCGAAGGCGCCACGAUUACCAUCCCGGGCAGGUUCCUCAACUAUGCAAACUGGAACGGCACGCACUGCUACGGGGGGAUCCAGAACAGCUUCUCGACGUGGUCCAUCUUUGGCGACGUGGCCCUCAAGGCGGCGCUGGUGGUGUUUGACCUGGGCAACCAGCAGAUCGGGUGGGCGUCCAAGUAG